UCAUAGCACCUUGAUAGUGUAGCAUUAAUUGAUCCAAUCCUGUAGCAAAUCGAGAUUGAUCAUCCCUUAGUUGAAGGUAUUGUGGUAACUUCUGAAGUGGAUUAUAAUCAAACAUGUUAUAUGCAUCAAAAUUGAGAUCCUUAAUAUUCUUCAUCAUGAAUCCCAAUUCAUGACUCCAAUGUUUCGACAAUGCACUAGUUUUCACCAAAUCCUUCAAUGUUAACUUGGAAAAGAUCAACGAUAACACAGAAUCAGGUAACUCAGCGUUGAGAUUUUUGCACCUCUUCAUUGCUUCUGCAAACAAUAACAAACAAACACAAGAAUUAGGGUAUUUAUAGAGUUAGGGUUUUUUAUGGGCCGGGUCCAGUAUACACCAAUUAUAACGUUAAGUAACAUUGAAUAACAAAGUUAAAACGUUGUUUUCGGAACAAACUAACAAACUCAUGGUUGAUUCUCAACAACCUUUGUAUAGAAACAUAUGCAACACUCUUCUGUCUCUAACAUACUCUCGCUCACUCCCCAAAGGUCUUCAACUUCAUGCUCAUAUUAUCAAAUUAGGUUUACAAACAAUUCCUCUUCUCUCUCAUCAUCUCAUCAAUUUCUACUCCAAAACCCAUCUUCCUUAUUCCUCUCUUCAAAUCUUCAACGAUUCCCCUCACAAAUCCGCCACCACAUGGAGCUCAAUUAUCUCUUCAUUUGCUCAAAACGAGCUGCCUUUGGUUUCUCUCGAAUUCUUCCGCCGAAUGCUCCGGAAUGGUUUACCUCCGGACGAUCAUAUUUUCCCAAGUGCCACUAAAUCAUGCGCGAUUCUAUCGUCGUUGCCCGUUGCUCGAUCUCUGCAUUGCUUUGCUUUUAAAACUGCUUACCAUGUUGAUAUUUUCGUGGGGAGUUCUAUUAUUGAUAUGUAUGCUAAAUGUGGAGAUAUUGGUUUUGCGCGUAAGGUGUUUGAUGAAAUGCCGAAUAGAAAUGUUGUUUCUUGGAGUGGGUUGAUUUAUGGAUAUGUUCAAUUGGGGGAGGAUGAUGAAGCUUUGAGGCUUUUUAAACGGUUUCUUGUGGAAGAAGAUGAUGGUGUUAAUGAUUUUACGUUGUCGAGUGUUUUAAGGGUUUGUGGUGGUUCUACUUUGCUUCAAAUGGGAAAGCUGAUACAUGCAUUGAGUUUCAAGACGAGUUUUGAUUCAUCUUGUUUUGUGGCGAGUUCUUUGAUUUCUCUGUAUUCUAAAUGUGGGGUUGUUGAAGAAGCUUAUGAUGUUUUUGAGGAGGUUACUGUUAGGAACCUUGGUAUGUGGAAUGCUAUGUUGAUUGCUUGUGCUCAGCAUGCACACACAAAUAAAACGUUUGAGUUGUUUGAUAAGAUGAAGAGUGUUGGUGGGGUGAAGGCUAAUUUUAUUACAUUUUUGUGCGUGCUUUAUGCAUGCAGCCAUGCAGGGUUGGUAGAGAAGGGUAAAUAUUACUUUGAGUUGAUGAAGGAUUAUGGUAUUGAACCUGGGACACAACAUUACUCAACCAUGGUUGAUUUGCUUGGUCGUGCUGGUAAGUUAGACGAUGCAGUUAAGAUAAUUGAGGAAAUGCCUAUGGAACCUACUGAAUCUGUUUGGGGAGCUUUGUUAACUGGAUGUAGAAUACAUGGGAAUCCUGAACUGGCAUCUUAUGUUGCGGAUAGGGUUUCUGAGACGGGUUAUGUGAGUUCUGGACUUCAUGUUAUGCUUUCGAAUGCUUAUGCUGCUGCUGGUAGAUGGGAGGAAGCGGCGAAAGCGAGGAAGACGAUGAGAGACUGUGGAAUAAAAAAGGAAACUGGAUUGAGUUGGGUGGAGGAAGGGAAUAGAGUUCAUACAUUUGCCGCUGGGGAUAGGUCUCAUGCAAAGACAUUGGAAAUUUAUCAGAAGUUAGAGGAGUUGGGAGAAGAACUGGAUAAAGCUGGUUAUGUUGCUGAUACUUCUUUUGUGUUAAAAGAAGUGGGCGGUGAGGAGAAGAACAGAACUAUUAGGUAUCAUAGUGAGAGAUUAGCUAUUGCAUUUGGACUUAUUACUUUUCCUCAAGGACAAGCAAUUAGAGUGAUGAAGAAUUUGAGAGUUUGUGGUGAUUGUCACACUGCUAUCAAGUUUAUUAGUAAGUGUACCGGAAGGGUCAUCAUUGUGAGGGACAAUAAUCGGUUUCAUCGAUUUGAGGAUGGAAAAUGUACUUGUGGAGAUUAUUGGUAGAGUCAUACAUUAGGGACAUUAGAACAACUGAGGUAGAGAAUAUUAUUUACCUUGAACAAAAAUAGCAUCAGUUUCAGAGAUAACACUGCAUCUUUUGUAAAACCAUUUUGUUUUUUCUUUCUCACCAAGGUCAAUUUUGAAAGUACUUACAAAUUUUUUUAGUGUGUUGCUGCUAAUAAGUAGAAAAUGCUAUUUAGUUGUAACAAAAAAAAGGCUAUUUAGUAAUGUAUUCA
Vicia villosa (hairy vetch) is the source of this 2431-nucleotide messenger RNA. Its product is annotated as putative pentatricopeptide repeat-containing protein At5g52630. NCBI's taxonomy places the organism in Eukaryota, Viridiplantae, Streptophyta, Magnoliopsida, Fabales, Fabaceae. The coding region runs from base 444 to 2198 and encodes 584 amino acids. The record is from RefSeq and is a predicted model, not a curated record. The transcript has a single exon. Gene Ontology annotation, molecular function: zinc ion binding; RNA binding; protein binding. Gene Ontology annotation, biological process: RNA modification.